UCAAGCUCCGACCAAGAUAAAACCGAACGAUCCACCACGCUGCCUUCAGUUUAUUUCGAACGCUCUUACCGAAAGCUCACCCACAAAAAUCACUCACAAACACAUUGUUUUGUCAAUCUCCAUCUGAAAAGACAAAAUAAUAAACGAGUUUCGAGAGAUUCUCACAUUUUGUGAAAAAGAUUUCCGAAUCGUCGCGGGAAAGAGAAAAAAAAGUUCUUCGAUUGUUGGUUCGACAAGUGAAACCGCCGAGAGUGCUAUCUUGUGACUGUAAAAAACACUUUUUCGAAAGACAUUCGCGCAUUCGUCCGUCAAAUUUUGUUUGGAAAAAAAUGGAGAUGACGCGUCGAUCUGGGACCAUGAGAAGUUGGACACCGGUCAUCAUCCUCGUGGCUUGCUGUUUCGCCACCAGGAUCAACGCUUCCUCUAUACCGAUUUGGGAAAACCUUGCCAAAAAACAAAAAAUGAGCUAUUUGUACAACAUAUUCUCGAGACAAGUCGCGAAAUAUUGUGCAGACUCUUCGUCGCCGGACUGCAACAAAAAUUUGUUGAUUUCGGGAGUAAGAAAUUUGGUGAAUCUCGACGAGAUCGAUUUGGACCGAAUGGACCCUUACCAGCGCGACGCCGAUGACAUAAUUUGGCGCGCGAUGAUGAAGGACGUCAGAGUUCCGGCCAAAUACAGCCACGAGGAUUCUUACGACUUGGGCAAAGAAGAUCCGCUCGCUACGAGUGAAAGUGACGACAAUGGUUUGGGAGAAGAAUCAGCGAGGAUAAACGACUAUGCGAGGCCUUCGGACAAAAGCGGUCCUUAUUUGGUCGGGCCAAUGGUGAUCCGCGUCUUCCCAGACGGACGUCCGGUGCCUGAAGACGCGAAAAAACCGUUGCCCCGUGACGAGGACGUCGAGGAGAUGAAGUACUCGAAGAUACCAUCGAUCUCGGAAAUCGAGGCAAACAAUAACAGAGCUUUCUUCAACCUACCGAACGCUCUGAAUGUUUACACGCCGGACAAGUCCCUCCGUCGAGCGAAUCCCACCACGGCAAACAAUAAUAACCUCUAUUACCGUCGCUACAACACAAUCUACCGGGAUCGUCGUAUGCCGGAGGUUGGCAACAGCGCUCGCAUCGUUCGUUUCUACUAAAAACGCAGGAAAAUACGAUCCACCGGAAAAAAAAUGACGAUACGUUACUCGAGAAGUAAAGGAGAAAAAAAAAGUUCAACGUCAUUUGGAGAUACAAUUUUUCUCUAAUGGAUCUCGUAUGCGUCUUCCAAGAUGAAAAAAGAUACGCAGCACAUCGAUCUUUCCGGGCGGAAUACUACGUUUUAUCAUUCAUCCUUAUUUAUUAUUUGUUUACCGAUACAGUUAUUCAUCAGAGAUGCUUUUAACGAAAGCAGAAUAUUUCACCUCAUUUGCCUUGUAAAUAAUGUCGCCUGUUUUUCAAUUCAUCUUAUACCAUUCUCAUUUAUUCAUCCCAUCGGUUUAUUCGAUAUUUAUUAAUAUUAAUUGUGUACGUGUGAUAAUAAUGCGUUGAGGCUCGUUACCCGUUCGAUAAUACCUCCAUCGUUUUUAUAUUAUUUAUCAUUUUUUGUUUUGUUCAUUCACUCCUGCUUUGCAAUGAAAACGAUUGUGAUAAACGAACGGAGAUUCGUGGAAAGAAAGAAGCGGAGUUUCUUUCGUUUCUUUCUCUCUCGUGUACAACGGUUAUCUAUCGACUUGCGAGUGUACGAACGUAAACGUACGUUUUGUUUUUCUCUUGUGAUAAAUUAUUUUGAGACUAUUUGUCGACGAAUUCUUCAUUGUUAUAAUGUGAAAUUGAAAAAUCACAGUUUCGUAUGUCAUAUUGAUAAUACUUGAUUGGUAGUUCAUGUGAACAAGAUUUUAUUGUGUCUAAAUAUUUUUAAUGUAUUAAUUGUACAAGGAGUUGCACUCUCACUCCUCUUCGACACUCUCUAAUUCAAACAAAGUACUGUAUUAUUAGCUUUUAGCACUUUCAUCCAUUGUACAUACCGUUUAAACUGUUAAUUGAGGUUACAACAAUUCCAAGAGACAAUUUCCGUUGUAAGUUAUUGCAAUGAACUAUGUUUUGUAAAAACGAUUUUUUAUACUUUGGGCAAUUCAUUUUUGUCUGGUAAUAAAAAUUUGGUUUGACAGAA
Molecule: messenger RNA, 2149 nt
Organism: Venturia canescens
Lineage: Eukaryota; Metazoa; Arthropoda; Insecta; Hymenoptera; Ichneumonidae
Gene: Reg-5
Product: Rhythmically expressed gene 5
Exons: 4
Coding region: 330-1136 (268 amino acids)
Source: RefSeq, a predicted model, not a curated record